GUGGAGAGGGGUAGGGGUGUUUUUGUGUGUAUGAGUAGGGUGUGUGUGUGUGUGUGAGAGUGAGUGAAAGAUCCUAUCUAUAGAUGUGGUAUGUGUUUAGGCGUGUGUGAAAGAUUUAUGCAGUCUAGCUCGCUCAAAGCGAAGAUGCACAGAGAGAUCAGAUUUUCUGUGUGGCUCAAAAUUUUUCCUAAAUACAUAUCUGUUCUUUGUACUUAAAACACAUGCACAGCGAAAUUUUGCAUUUGACAAAAAGACUUCUGUGUCUCGCCGAUUAGCCUAUGCGCAUACUAGACUAUAGUUACUUUGUGCUUGUGAUGUGUAUAGUUGUGAAAGAUUGCUCUGUUUGUGGCUUGCAUUUUGUCGUCCAUCUCACGUAGGGGCGUAUCGGCGAUUUUUGAAGUUUUGAGUUAUACAUAGUUCAUGAAAGCGGAGAUCGAGAUUUAUGUUCUCACGAAGAGGCGUAUCGCUAGCUCUAAUCGUUACAGAGACGUGCGUUUUGUGUAAUUAGGCGUAUCCGACAGUCCCAUUCUUCUAGUCUCACGCACAGGCGUAUAAGUCUAUACGCCUGUUCGUGUGAUUGAAAAUGAAACUUUUUUCAUUCAUCUGCGGUCACACAAACAGGCGUAUAGACAUAUACGCCCCUUCGUGAGACUAGAAUCAAGUCCCUUCAGGGAAAAGAUAUCAAAACAUAUUGAUCGGUUCCCGAGAGUUGAGUCCCAUUUCUGCAGGGCGUCUACUUCCAAAGAAUACCUCAACCCAGACUUAACUCUACCAAAGAUGUAUGCUAUGUUCCUAGCAGAAAAUGAUGAUGGUUACAUGCCGAGCUUCAGCACCUACGCAAGGGUGUUCAAUGACAUGAACAUUGCCUUUCACAGACCAAAAAAAGACCAGUGUUCGUUGUGUAUGUCUUUUCUGAACGGGACUGAUUCACAGAAAGAAGAGCUGAAAGAGCGCUACACUAAGCACAUCGAUGAAAAAGCAAAAGUAGCACUGCCCUCAAACACGCAGGCGAUGUGUUUGUGCCAUGCCAGCUUAUACCAAUUUUCACGCUGGCAAGAAAAAAGCACCCUUACUCUGUGCAUCCACUGCAAGUUGAAUACUUCUGGGAUUUUAAAAAUCUGUCACAAGACUUUAAAAUUCUCAGUGUGAGAAGAGACUCCGAUGACAAAGAACCUGUCAACUGGACAAACAUAAUGGAGUUGAAAGUCACAAAUGAUCAUCCGUCUACUGUCUUUUACAAAAACAGUCACAAACAGGAGACAUACACGUCCCUCACAUUAAAGCGUCAACAGGCUGAUGUCAAGAAAUUUCCGUUGUUGAAGCUGAACAGUGGGCCCAUCAAUAUUCCUGCUUCAAAGUAUGAGGACCUCAUUUCCCUGGUCUCCGGAAAUACGGCUCUUGUGAGAGCUGAUGAGCACAAAGCGUUCUAUAUGUCUUUGCCUCACUAAGCUGUGUAUUCAUUCAUUUUCGAAGUUCCUAAGCAUAUUUUUACUUGAUGUAUAAGUAGGCCUACCAAUUUAAAAACAUCUUCCAUUUUCAGAUAAUAAAAAAAAAUUGAGACACGCAUUUAUAAUUAUUGUUCUGUCUAGACCCAAUGAUUUUCAAUUUCAUGUAUAACGUAAAAUGAGGAUGCGUUCACUGAGGUAGGACGUUUGCGUGCGUGUGUGUAUGUGUCUGGUGUCUGCGUGACGUGAGCAAUAUGGGAAUAAAAAGACAUUAUAGGCCCUAACCUUUUUCAAUGAUACCCCUGUACUGCGCCCUGGAGUUCUUUUUAUGUUUGAUAAUGAUCGUAGCAAGCUACGGCUGCUUGUUCGGUAUUUUAUAAUGAUAUUACAACUGCUCAGCUGAAUGCUGCUAUGUCAAUGAGUUUGAUUUGUUUACUUUAUUAAAUCCAAGGUGGAUGCAUGGUAAAAUCAGUUUUGGUUUAAUAUUUCGUGACAAAAAUAUUGCUGCCUGAAACAAAUGUGUGUUUAAUACAAUUUGUGCACUUGGUUCUUUUGUAUUUCUUCUAACGCGAUUAAAAUAUUUCAAAGGAA
This is a messenger RNA of Aplysia californica (California sea hare), 2036 nucleotides long. RefSeq lists its product as uncharacterized. Lineage: Eukaryota; Metazoa; Mollusca; Gastropoda; Aplysiida; Aplysiidae. The record is from RefSeq and is a predicted model, not a curated record.